GUAUGUGUGUGUGUGUGUGCGCGCGCGCGCUGUGUGUGUGUUGGACGGGGCCUAUGGACAGUAGAGUUGCAGGCUGUUGGAGGGCAAAGUUUAUAGCGGAUCGUGUAUCUCGUGCUCUUAUCAGCACCGAGGUCGGACAGACGAGCUUCAGCCGCAGCAGAGCUGCGGGACUCGGAGCCGGUGUGUGAGCACAUCCAGCAUGUAGCCAGGACUCAGGACAGCUGCGUUAUCCUGCGUAUGUCUAACGUCUUAUAUUUAACGAGCCAUUUAACCUUAAAUGAAGAAUGUUGAACCUAUUUUUGGACGUGUGUGUGACUGUCAGUGUUGUUGUCUGCGUAGCUGUUGUAUUUGAGGCUGUUCUCUCUCUGCCGUGGCCCUCUGUUUGAUCCCGUCCACUGCACAGAUCCGCGCCCCGGUGACCCGCUUCAGCCAUGGGUGGGAGUCUGGGUUGCCACCGCUCCAUUCCCAAGGACCCCACAGACUUCAGCUGCGCAAAGCGCAAAUUCAGCGCUGCGUGUAACUUCGGUCACAUCCUGGUGAACCAGGAGCGACUGAACAUCAACACAGCCACCGAGGAGGAACUCAUGACUCUCCCUGGAGUCAACCGUACUGUGGCUCAGAAUAUCGUGGAGUACCGAGACUGUAUCGGGGGGUUUAAAAAGGUGGAGGACCUGGCUCUGGUGAGCGGCAUCGGCGCCACCAAACUGGAAGCGAUCAAACUGGAAAUAUGCGUCUCCAGCAGGACCAGUUCAUCUCAACACUCCCCGUCCUCCCUGCGCAAAGACCUGGAUCACCAGUCCUGCACCGGGAUAAACAUUAAUACCGCCACUCCGGCGCAACUCAUGAGUAUCCGAGGCAUCUCGGAGAAGAUAGCCAAGAACAUUGUGGUCUACCGGGCAGAACACGGCCCCUUCAAAAGCAUCGAGGACCUGGUGAGGGUCAACCACAUCAACAGCUCCUUGCUGGACAAAAUCCGCUUCCAGGUGUUCGUAGAGCGUUCCAGGGCGCCGUCCACCAACACUAACGGAGGGCUUACUUGCACCACCAAGUCCCACCCCAGCCCGACUUCAUUCAGCUUCAGAAGCGACGACCUGGACCUCCCGCCCGGAGGACCGACCCAGAUCAUCUCUGUGCGGCCAAACGUCGAGCCCCCGCCUGGGCUGCGGGACGGGAGGCCCGUGAUGCGGCUGGCUACCUGGAGCCUGCAGGGCUGCUCCUGUGACAAGGCCAACAACCCGGGGGUCAAAGAGGUGGUGUGCAUGACCCUACUGGAGAAUGACAUCAAGUUACUGGCAGUGCAGGACCUGCUGGAGAGGGAGGCUCUUGAUAAGUUCUGUGCAGAAUUAAAUCAAGGAACGCUGGCCAGCGUACGGAAUUGGAAAUGGCCACGAGGCCUGUGGAAAAGCAUUGUGUCUGAAAAACCCAUUGGGCACUCCAGCAAGGGAGUGAGCUACUGUGGUUUUCUGUGGGACAGCUCAUCUGGUAUUGAUCUGAAGGAUGCUGCAGUCCUGGAGUCCUCUGCUGUCACUGGCAAUGGAAAUUAUACCUACCCUCACUUCUACCUGGCUCACUUCUUUGUUGGUUCAUAUGAACUGACAGUGGUGAACGUCCACAUGCAGGGUGCAGCCUCACCAGGAGAGUCCAAUGGCAAAAACCACAACACAGAUGAAGUCAAGUGUCAGUGCCUCUCCCCAAGUAUCCACGAAACACUCAAAGGUGAGAAGGAGUUGGUGAUGCUGGGAGAUUUUGGUUCCCCCCCUCAGAGCUCAGAGCUGGACAUGCUGAGAAAAGAGAAGUUCUGUGCCCUGGUACCAUCCACCCAGUUCACCAACAUCAGCACCCGCUCACCACAGGGCACCCACUGCCUGGAUAACAUCUGGGUCAGCCGCUCCCUCAAGAAGAUCUGCUCUGGCCACUGCAAGGUAGUGCGGGAGGGUUUGACUAACCCCUGGAUCCCAGAUAACUGGUCAUGGGGCGGCGUGGUGUCAGAUCACUGCCCUGUGGUGGCAGAGUUUUAUGCAGAUGUAGCUCCAAAAGAGCUGAGCAGGCCUGGUAUGGCAGUGGUGGACAGAGGAGACAUUGUGCCCAAACAUGAACGGUGACAACAUCCGCAGUCACAGCAUACACAGCAUACACAGCACAGUGGUGGGUGACGUCAGAAUGACUUUGUCCUGACUGGAUCCUGCUUUAUCUUGGUUUGCCAUGGAGUAAGGAGAAUGUGAAGAGGUGCCAAGAUUGCCUUUUGGUUUUCAGUUUAUCAGUGUACGAUAGCAACUGGUAAGUCAUAGAACUAUACAAAUGUUCAAACAAAAAAUAUAUAUUGUACUUAAAAAAGAAAUGUGCCAAACAUUUUCUAUAAGUAAAUGAAAUAAAGAGAAAUUAAUAUA
Molecule: messenger RNA, 2387 nt
Organism: Lates calcarifer (barramundi perch)
Lineage: Eukaryota; Metazoa; Chordata; Actinopteri; Centropomidae
Gene: eepd1
Product: endonuclease/exonuclease/phosphatase family domain containing 1
Biological process (GO): DNA repair
Cellular component (GO): plasma membrane
Molecular function (GO): DNA binding
Source: RefSeq, a predicted model, not a curated record